AGAAAGCCCUUCAAACAACGAAAUUCCUCUUCAAUUUCUCUCUACUCACCUAAACUCUCUCUAUUCAUUCUUAUCACCUGUGUAAUUAUCUUUAUUUUCCUCCAAACCCAUACUUUAUUACAAUCCAUACACUCUUCCCCAUCCUCCCCUGCAUCAUGGGCUUUCCUACCCAACUUCAACAACUGCUCGAUCGAGAUCAAAGCCAUGGCCACCAAAUUACGCGAAUCAGUCACAUUCCUCCCUCUAAAGGACUUAAGGUACACAAACACAGCCUUACAAGGCCACACAUGGUUCAUGAGUUCCAUGUAUGACACUCACGAGGAAGGUGAGGUACAAUACCAGCAAUUCCCUUCUGAGGCCUCAAAAGGUAGAUUACUUUGCAUAUUGGGUCACGACACACACGAUGGCUCAUGGAAUUCCUAUGCCUUGGCAUGGCCAGAAGCACUACCCCACAAGGCCACUCUCUUAAAGGGUCUCACCUUUGUCUCCUAUAACCAUUACAAUUAUGACAACAUAUGGCAUGGCUUAUCAGCAAUGGUUCCGUUCGUGGCGUGGCACAGGACGAUUGGUUCUUGUAGAGUCCCUAACCGUUGGAUUCUGUACCAUUGGGGUGAGCUCAGGACUAAGAUGGGUUCUUGGUUGAGGUACCUCAUGGAGGCCACCUAUGGUGGUGCCCUUAAUAUGGAAGGGUUUGAUGGGAUUGAAGGGCCUGCUUGCUUUGAAGAGGCUGUUGUGAUGAGGCACAAUGAGGGUGGGAUGUCAAGGGAGAGGAGGAUGGAGGUUUAUGAUCUGUUGAGGUGUAAGGCACGGGUGUCUUGUAAUGUGAGUCUUGAGGGUAGGAUUGCGGAGGUUAACGAGAAGGGAGUGCCGGUUAUUGGGCUGACACUGUUCAUGAGGACCGGAGCGAGAUCAUUCAAGAAUGACUCUGCUGUGAUUGAGAUCUUCCAGGGAGAAUGUCUCAAGGUGGAAGGUUGCAGGGUCAGUGUUGCUUACUCUAAUAAUCUCAGCUUCUGUGAUCAGGUGAGAUUGAUGAGCUCUACGGACAUAUUGGUGUCUCCACAUGGGGCCCAAUUAACGAACAUGUUCUUCAUGGAUAGGAACAGCAGUGUAAUGGAGUUCUUCCCCAAAGGAUGGCUGAAACUAGCUGGAGUGGGGCAGUUUGUGUACCAUUGGAUUGCGAGCUGGUCAGGGAUGAGACAUAGAGGUGCAUGGAGGGACCCGAACGGGGACAAAUGUCCUUACCCAGAAGACGAUCGCCGAUGCAUGUCCAUCUACAAGGGUGGCAAGAUCGGCUAUAAUGCUACCUUCUUUGGAGAGUGGGUGAGGGAGGUUCUACAGGACGUGACGCAGAGCAAGAUGGAAGAAGUUUCAAAUUUACAGAGCAAACAGCGUUUGAGAACCACCGGCUGUGCCUGUGAUUAAUUAGUUAAUUAAUUAAAUCAAAGCUGUUACCGCAGUAGGCAUAUUUCUUUCAAAAGUAAUUCUAAUAUUCCUGAUUGAUUUGUGG
Molecule: messenger RNA, 1507 nt
Organism: Telopea speciosissima
Lineage: Eukaryota; Viridiplantae; Streptophyta; Magnoliopsida; Proteales; Proteaceae
Exons: 3
Coding region: 205-1422 (405 amino acids)
Molecular function (GO): glycosyltransferase activity
Source: RefSeq, a predicted model, not a curated record